AUGCUUUUUCCAGCGCUGCUCACCUUUUCGGGGUGCUGCACCAAUGUGAUCUCCAUGGAGCUGAUUUCUCAGCUCAAACCUGUGCCUUCGAACCUCAUAACUGCAUUUCAGUACCUCUUCAUCUCGCUCGCCGUGGCUCCUUUUCUGCCCCGAAAUCACGACAAACGUCCUCCGUUCCAAUAUUUUUUGACCACCUCGCUCUUUUUCCUGUGUGCCAUCGCAAACAACUUGGCGUUCAAGUACGGCAUCUCUGUGCCCGUGCACAUAGUGACGCGGUCGGCAUCGACGCCGUUGACUGUGAUCGUUGGGUCGCAAUUUUUUGGCAGACGCUACUCUAUCUACCAGAUCGCAGGUGCUAUCAUUUUGUCCGCCGGUAUAACUAUAACUACGCUGUCCGGAGAAAAAAGCGACUCGAGCCAUCCCGUCACCCUGACGGGCCUGCUUCUUGUGCUCGCGUCGACGCUGCUUGGAGUCGUCACCUCGUUCUGGAAUAACAAAAUCAUGCUCACGCAGAACCUCAAUUGGGUCCAGACCCUCUUCUACACCCAUUUUUACGGCCUACCGUCUCUGCUGCUGAUCAGCAACGGCAUAGUCGCCGAACUGCAGCUGUAUGGCCGCUCCUCCGACUUUUGGCGGUUUGCAGCGCUCAACACCGGAACGCAGCUCGUCUGUGUCACGGGAGUCAACAUGCUGGCCCAGAAAACCGACCCGCUCACACUCGGUGUUGUGCUGCUUCUGCGCAGACUGGCCUCGUUCGUUAUCUCUGUGGUAUUUUUUGGCCAUAACUUGGGUGCGUUGGGUUAUCUGGGCAUGCUCACUGCGUCUGCGGGAGCCCUCAUCUAUCAACUAGACAAUGGACAAAAGAAAAAACUGAAAUAA
Ogataea haglerorum is the source of this 879-nucleotide messenger RNA. RefSeq lists its product as uncharacterized. The record is from RefSeq and is a predicted model, not a curated record. Gene Ontology annotation, biological process: transmembrane transport. The coding region runs from base 1 to 879 and encodes 292 amino acids. The transcript has a single exon. Gene Ontology annotation, molecular function: transmembrane transporter activity. Gene Ontology annotation, cellular component: endoplasmic reticulum membrane; Golgi membrane. NCBI's taxonomy places the organism in Eukaryota, Fungi, Ascomycota, Pichiomycetes, Pichiales, Pichiaceae.